Drosophila ananassae is the source of this 4479-nucleotide messenger RNA. RefSeq names its product MLX-interacting protein (gene Mondo). Gene Ontology annotation, biological process: regulation of transcription by RNA polymerase II. Lineage: Eukaryota; Metazoa; Arthropoda; Insecta; Diptera; Drosophilidae. The record is from RefSeq and is a predicted model, not a curated record. The coding region runs from base 918 to 4400 and encodes 1160 amino acids. The transcript is spliced from 11 exons. Gene Ontology annotation, cellular component: nucleus. Gene Ontology annotation, molecular function: RNA polymerase II cis-regulatory region sequence-specific DNA binding; protein dimerization activity; DNA-binding transcription factor activity, RNA polymerase II-specific.
GCCUGCUCUUUAGGCAUUCCUCCUCGUUCCCAGGCUGAUAAGAGCGAGAGAGAGAGAGACGGAGGCAGAAAGAGCGCGUCAGCUGUUCAAUGUUUUGGUUGUGUGCUGGUGGAGGGCACAGGUUUCGCUUGCUUCGCAGAUUCGUUCUUUGAACAGUUCCAUUUGGAACUCUCGCCUCCACGUAUCCACUUGCCACGAUCCUCAAUAGCGCGCGCGUGCUUUUCAGAGUGUUUCAGAGCGUUAUAUUCGAUGGAAAUAUUGCUGAAUAGCUGGAUCGGCGGCGUCGACGGCGGCAAUUGAGUUUCCAUUAUCGGCAAUUGCGGCGGUACGGAAGCGUUCUCGUUCUGACGUCUGACUUCUGCGCUACAGUGUCUCUGAGUCCGCCCACAGGCACCCCUUUCCGCGUGUGUGAAUGUGUGUGCACUAUAUUUUUGUUAUUAUUAUUGAGCUGAUGACGCGUUCGUUGGCAUAAGCGUUUCGCCAGAGAACGUGCGGAUAAACUAGCUGGUAGCUGGUAGCUGCUAUCUGGUAGCUACAUUAAUUAAAAGCAAACCAAAACCCAAUCAAGGUGCAAAUCAAACAACCAUACUGGCCCCGCCAUAGUAAACAAAUCAAUUACAAGUUCGAUUCGAUUCGAUUUAAUUUAAGAAGCCCGAUUUCAGUGUAUUAAUAAACGUGCUAAUAGCAACAGGCAGGCGAAAUAUUUAUAUGUUUUAGUCAUAGUUUUUUCGAAAUCAUUCAUUUGACCCGCGAACCCGUUUACAGAGUGAUGGAAAAUUCCCAGAGAGACACGGCCAGCGCCAAGAGUUAAUUGCCAUUGCCAUACCUGAGACUUUAAAAGAGCAUUAAAUGUGCCCCGUCACGAUCGCGAGAAAGCCCGCCAAACAAUUCGAAACAACGGAGUGCAGCCGGUGAAAAUGAUGCUUAACCAAAAGUACGAAAGCUAUCAACACACAAGCCAAAUGUUUCCUCAUCAAGACCAGCACCACCACCACCCGCAGCAGCAGCAGCAGCCGCACUUGCUGCAACAUCAGCAUCAGCAGCAUCCAACCCUGACCCAUAACUUUCCGCAUCUUCAGUAUGGAAAUGCGGCUGGUGCUUCCACGAGCGCCACAGAAUCCGCUGCGGCGGCGGAUCUGUUAAAGGCCGAACGGGAGUCGAUCCACUCCGGCCAGUUCAUGGUCUCGCACUUCGAGGCCGAGGAGGCGCAGGACGAUCUCGAGGACGAUGAGGAAGUGAAGAUGCUGGAUCCCGAGGAUCCGACGCUGGACAAGCCCGGCGAACCGGCCAACACCUGUCGCGACGUCCAGCUCUACGUUCCACAGACGGUCAGUCAGAUAAAUCGGAUGGAUCAGGAGUGCGAUGAGAGCAGCAUGAGCAUGAUUACUUCGCACCUGGAGAUCGAGACGUCGCUGACUAAGCUGUUCAAGUGCAUGAAUCUGGCGUACAGCCAAAAGCUCACAUCCCCCAAAUGGAAUCAUUUCAAAGGAGUGCGACUUCGUUGGAAGGACAAAAUCCGCCUCAACAAUGUCAUUUGGAGGUGUUGGCAUAUGCAGUUCAUCCAAAAGCGCAGAACUCCGGUGUGUCAAUUUGCCUCGCCGUUGGACGUUGACAUACACAGUAAUCCCCAAACAGUUGUGCUCGAGGGCAAGUAUUGGAAACGUCACUCGGCUGUAAUCAAAGCUGAGUACAGAAAAUGGCGCAAAAACUAUAGAUCAAAGGCAACCGGAUGCUUGACUUACGACUCGAAAAGCGAGUUGGACUUUCUGGAAUGGUCGCCCCUGAACGAUAGGAAUCUUAUGAUAGACGAAUGGACAACUGACACCCUGUUCUCUGCCAUAAAUGUUCCGUUUCCCUUUCCGGAUUCAAGAGAAAUCGCACGUGGCGCAAGCAUUGCGGAUUUCAUACAGCCAAGUCUGGGCCCCCUGCAACCGAAUUUAGAUGACAUUGACGUCUCUUUCUCAGACCUGAUACCUGCUACCCGAUUGCCGCCUGUUCCAGAGGAGGGCACCGAUGCGGAGAUGCUCAAGAACGACGACUACUGCCUGUCAGCCAUUGUGGGCGCCCCGCACACUCUCUACAGCAGUGACAGAAUGAUGGACGUGGUUAUCAGCAACAACAGCGGCGCCGGAGACAUCGACGCCAACAUGAUGGAGCUCAACACACCCAUCAACACCAUGGCCUAUAAUGAGAUCGAACAAAGGUUCUCUGUGGCGCGGCAGGAGCAGCAGGCCGCCAACGAGUCUCAGUUGUUGGGCGACUCGAGCUCGUUGCCAGGUCGGAUGCACGGCAGCAAGCACUUCGGAGCCAUCAAUGCGGGUGACAACACCAGCAACAGGUGCGUCAUCAACGGCCGGGUGGCGAAGAGCACACAGCGGCCAUUCCGGCGGGAGCCCCACAACUACGACAAGGCCCAGCCCACUCUACACCAGACGAACCUCUACCAGCAAAUGCUGGCCGAGCAGCAGAAGAACCAACAGCAGCAACAUCAGUCGCAGAUGGGCGGAGGCAUUGUGUUGCAGGCAGCUUCUUUCCAAACAUCUCAACAACAACAGCAGCAACAGCAACAGCAGCAAAUAAACCAGCAACAGCAACAUUUUCCCACUCAGCAGGCGAACGCUUUCGCCAACCAAAGUUUUCUAAGCGGCUACACGGACACUUACCAGCAACAACAACAGCAGCAGCAGCAACAGCCUCUCAACGUCAAAGUGGAGCCUCUGCAGAACGAUAUACUGUCGUUGCACAAUGACAGCGGGUACAACUCCAUCGGCUACAAACCCUAUCCGCAGUUCAAGAAAUCCGCCUCAACAGGAACGUUUCUCAACGUUCCUAGGUUGCCGCAACAGCAGCAACAAGGAUACUUGCAACAGGAGCCGCCUCAAAUGCAACAAUCGCUUCCCUUGGGCCUGACUACCCAGCAGCUGUUGCAGCUAUCACGCCAGCAGCAGACACCUCCCACCCAUCAGCAACAGCACCAAUCAGCAGUAGCAUGCCUGUUGCAGCAACAGCAUCAGCAGCAGCAACAACAACAGCAGCAACAGCAACAGCAGCAGCAGCAUCAUCAGACAUCUGUUAGUACAGCCACUUGGGUGUCCCCCAACACCAUCUUGCCCAAAGAAAUCCAUCGCUCGAACAGCUUGCCACUGAACGUAACUCUGAACAAGCCGACCGACGGCCGACAGCUCAUCCACGAACAACCUUUCGCCGUUCCCAAGUAUCAUGUUAAGGGAAAGUCAAGGGUGCGAAGCAACUCGAUGCACCAGCAGCACACCUCUGUGGUGGGAGCUGGCAGAGCGUGUGGGUCGUCCCUGAGCGCCCACAGUUGCAGUAACUUGCUGGUGGCAGAGCCAAUGCAGCCAGCCACCAGCGAUCCCAUGCUCAACAGCACUCUGGCCCAGUUGUUGACGUCGAAUUCACGUUUGCAGACAGCCGUAGCGAACAGUUCACCAUCUAAUUCAUCCACCGCUAAUGCCAUAGCCACCACUAGCACCACCAGCAACAUGUCCCCGGCUCUUUACGCUGCAAUAACAACGCCGCUAUCGGUGCCAGUGCCAACGCAACAACACUCACCAAAGAAGUCAGCCUCGCUACCCAUGGCCAUCAAUCCGGCGCUGAACAGUCCUCCCGGCGCAGCGAAAAUGCAGAGCUUCGGUCCAUCCAUUGGAAAUCUGGGCGGCAGUAGCCUCAGCCUAUCGCCGGAAUCGCCGUUCCACGAGUCACAGGACUCGCCACUUUCCCCGUCGGCCAGUCUCAAGUUCCAGCCGAGGGACACUCAGCGGCGGGCGGGCCACAUCCACGCCGAGCAGAAGCGACGUUAUAACAUUAAGAACGGCUUCGACACCCUACACGCUCUUAUUCCACAACUGCAGCUCAACCCGACCACCAAGCUGAGCAAGGCAGCGAUGCUGCAGAAGGGAGCGGACCACAUAAAGCAGCUGCGACAGGAGCGCAGUGUACUGAAGGAUAAGAUCGAGGCACUUCGAAUUGAGCGGGAUGACCUGAACAACUCCUUAACGCACCUCCACUCCAUUCUGCCGGCCAAUGGAGCGCCAGUUACGAGACAGGGAUCAGAGCAUGUGCGGCAGCUGUACGAAAUCUAUGUGCGGUACAACACAAUGAAUGACUGGAAGUUUUGGAUUUUGGGUCUCAUUUUGGAGCCACUGCUUGCCUCUUAUACUUCAACUGUUUCAAGUGCCAGUCUGGACGAACUCCGUCGGACAGCCUUCUUAUGGGUGGAUCAGCACUGUUCCCUCAUUGACCUGCGACCCGCUGUUACAAAUAAAUUGAAGUACCUAUCUAUGCACACAGACAUAGUGUCGGAGCCGCCUAGCACGUUGCAAGAAGAGGUUACCAAGGCCUUGCAGAACUCAAGUGGACAGCAUCCGAACCUACAUGGCUAACACUGUUGAUGCUCCUGUCCGUGAUAAGAAUUUAUUCAGUCUUUUUUUUAGAAAUAAAUGCUACAAAUUGUUUGGCUUA